AGAAUAACAUUCACUCCAGCCAAGGGUGGUGAAGAAAGUGGAUUGGUCAGAAUAAUAAAAACGGGCUGAAUGCUGUCCAAUCAGAGCUAUUUAUUUUCAUGACGUACAUAUGAUGGUAUGAAAAAUGGCGGCCUUGUGUAGUGAGUUUGGUGAUUUAGUUCAAAUAAAAAAACAGCUGAUAUCUGUUAUAUCGCUUUGUAAGGAAAGAGGACUUGUACAUAGCGUGAAAUGGGCAUCAGAAUUGGCAUUUGCCCUGGACCCCUUGCCCAAGAAUGAACUACCUCCACCGGCAAUUUUUACUGAGGAGGAUUGUCAGGACUUAGAUGCUUUUGGCUUGGCGAAGUCCUACUUCGACCUGAAAGAAUAUGACCGUGCUGCUUACUUCUUACGGGGCUGCCGCAGCCAAAAAGCUUACUUCUUAUACAUGUACUCCCGCUAUCUGUCUGGAGAAAAGAAGAAGGAUGACGAGACAGUGGACAGCCUGGGGCCACUGGAGAAAGGUCAGGUGCGGAAUGAGGCUCUAAGGGAGCUGAGGGUGGAGUUGAGCAAGAAGCACAGUGCUGGAGAGUUGGACGGAUUUGCCCUGUACCUGUAUGGGGUUGUGCUUCGGAAGCUGGAUCUUCUGAAGGAGGCCGUAGAUGUGUUUGUAGAGGCCACCCAUGCCCUGCCACUCCACUGGGGAGCCUGGCUGGAGCUCUGUAACCUCAUCACCAACAUCGAAAUGCUGAAGGCCCUUUCUCUGCCAGACUGCUGGAUCAAAGACUUCUUCAUGGCACACAUGUACACAGAGCUGCAAAUGAUCAAAGAGGCCCUGCAGAAAUACCAGAGCUUGAUUGAGGCCGGCUUCUCAAAGAGCACUUACAUAAUCUCACAGAUCGCUGUAGCCUACCACAACAUCCGAGAUAUUGACCAGGCCCUGGCUCUGUUCAACGAGUUACGAGAGCAGGAUCCCUUUCGCAUUGAGAACAUGGACACAUUCUCUAACCUGCUCUAUGUUCGGAGCAUGAAGCCAGAGCUGAGCUACCUAGCCCACAACCUGGUGGAGAUAGACAAGUACAGGGUCGAGACCUGCUGCGUCAUCGGCAACUACUACAGCCUUCGGUCGCAGCAUGAAAAGGCGGCGCUUUACUUCCAGAGGGCUCUGAAGCUGAACCCUCGCUGCCUGGGCGCCUGGACUCUGAUGGGCCACGAGUACAUGGAGAUGAAGAACACAUCUGCCGCCAUCCAGGCCUACAGGCACGCUAUAGAAGUGAACAAGCGGGACUACAGAGCCUGGUAUGGCCUGGGGCAGACAUACGAGAUCCUCAAGAUGCCCUUCUAUUGCCUCUACUAUUACCGGAAGGCACACCAGCUCAGACCCAAUGACUCGCGUAUGCUGGUUGCGCUGGGGGAAAGCUAUGAAAAGCUCUCGCAGCAAGUCGAGGCCAAGAAGUGUUAUUGGAGGGCGUACUCUGUGGGGGAUGUGGAGAGGAUGGCUCUACUGAAACUGGCAAAACUUCACGAACAGCUUAAUGAAUCGGACGAUGCGGCCCAGUGUUACAUCAUUUACAUCCAAGACAUCUUCUCUUGUGGGGAGCAAUUGGAGCACGCGGAGGUGAGCACGGCCCUUCGGUACCUGGGUCAGUACUACUUCAAGAACAAGCACUAUGACGAGGCAUCCCUCUGCGCACAGCGCUGCUGCGACUACAACGACGCCCGUGAGGAAGGCAAGGCUCUGCUGAGGCAGAUCUCCCAGGUCAGAGACCAGACGGAGACCUCCUCCACAGACCUGUUUGGGCCGCUCUCUUCCAACAACACCCCAGUCAGGAGAGUGUCGCCCCUGGACUUGUCCUCCUUCACCCCCUAACACGCCUUCUACCUCUCCGGCUGUCAAGGAGGCCUCUUCGAUUUCACGAUGGGCCUGCAGCGUUUCUGACUUUUCGGCUGAGAGAAUGUAAAUGUCAACCUAUUAUAAAUAUGUAAAUAUUUUCUGUGUAUGUUUACAUGUAGUCGCUGGUGCAUGAUGUGCCUUUGAGUAUGACACAAUGUUGAGGCUGGUUAAGUGAAUUUCUUCAAGGAAAAUAAAUGCAUUUUUCCAAGAUUUUAA
Messenger RNA from Esox lucius (northern pike), 2086 nucleotides. RefSeq names its product CDC23 (cell division cycle 23, yeast, homolog) (gene cdc23). NCBI's taxonomy places the organism in Eukaryota, Metazoa, Chordata, Actinopteri, Esociformes, Esocidae. The coding region runs from base 125 to 1846 and encodes 573 amino acids. Gene Ontology annotation, molecular function: protein binding. Gene Ontology annotation, cellular component: anaphase-promoting complex. Gene Ontology annotation, biological process: cell division. The transcript has 16 exons. The record is from RefSeq and is a predicted model, not a curated record.